Diabrotica balteata is the source of this 447-nucleotide messenger RNA. The record is from the annotation of a GenBank genome assembly. Lineage: Eukaryota; Metazoa; Arthropoda; Insecta; Coleoptera; Chrysomelidae.
AUGGCCAAUGAAGACACUUCACAACUAGAAAAUCAUAUCAAUAAUGAACUAGAUUAUUAUGCAGUUUUGCAAUGUAAACCGAACUCUACACUAGAAGAACUCAAACAAAGUUAUCGCACUUUGAUAAAAAAGUUUCAUCCAGAUAAACAAUCUCAAAAGGGGAGCUCUGGAUCUGAAGAACUAUUCAUUCUUAUUGAUAAAGCAUAUAAAACAUUAAGUGAUACAAAAUUAAGAAAAGAAUAUGAUGCUCGGUUGAUAGAAAAUAAUUUUAAUGAAAAUUCUUUAAUAUAUGCAGAAUUAAACAAAUCUGAUUUAAAGUUUGUUAAUGAAGUUUGUUAUUUUCCUUGCAGAUGUGGACAAAAUAUUGAAAUAAGUGCUGAUGUUUUACAAGAAGAGGAAUGUUUAGUGGAAUGUUCUGAAUGUACCAAUUGUAUUUUAAUAAAGUAA